AUGGCUUUGGUGCACAAAUUUGGCAAGCCAGACAUAUUCCUUACUAUGAUGUGCAAUCCGUCAUGGUCAGAAAUAGUAGCAGAAUUACUACCUGGCCAACAACCUCAUGAUCGUCCAGACUUGCUAACAAGGGUAUUUCAUGCCAGACUCGAGGAGUUAAAAAAGGAUGUGUUAGAAAGGAAUGUUCUCGGGAAGGUAGUUGCUUAUGUAUAUGUGAUUGAAUUCCAAAAACGAGGGCUUCCACAUGUUCAUAUGUUACUAAUUCUUGACCAAAGUGACAAGCUUGCCACUCCUGAUGAUUACGAUAAAAUAGUGAGAGCAGAAAUUCCUGACCAACAACAAGAACCAGAGCUCCAUAAAAGGAUUCUUAAACACAUGAUUCACAACCCAUGUGGUGUCCAGAAUCCACGUUCACCUUGCAUGAAACAAGGGAGUUGUAAGAAGGGGUUUCCUAAGUCAUUCUCUAAUUGUACAAAGCAAGGAAAUGACUCAUAUCCCAUCUACCGUCGGCGUCAAGAUGCUCCACCUGUACCUUACGUGAGAAUUCACGAGUAA
Messenger RNA from Beta vulgaris subsp. vulgaris (sugar beet), 555 nucleotides. RefSeq lists its product as uncharacterized. The record is from RefSeq and is a predicted model, not a curated record. Lineage: Eukaryota; Viridiplantae; Streptophyta; Magnoliopsida; Caryophyllales; Amaranthaceae. The transcript has a single exon. Bases 1 to 555 code for a protein of 184 amino acids.